Verticillium alfalfae VaMs.102 is the source of this 1509-nucleotide messenger RNA. RefSeq names its product 60S ribosomal export protein NMD3. The coding region runs from base 1 to 1509 and encodes 502 amino acids. The record is from RefSeq and is a predicted model, not a curated record. Lineage: Eukaryota; Fungi; Ascomycota; Sordariomycetes; Glomerellales; Plectosphaerellaceae. Gene Ontology annotation, biological process: ribosomal large subunit export from nucleus. Gene Ontology annotation, molecular function: ribosomal large subunit binding. Gene Ontology annotation, cellular component: nucleus; cytoplasm. The transcript is spliced from 5 exons.
AUGGAGUUCACCAGGAAGACGACUGUCGCCACUGUGCUCUGCCACAACUGUGGUGCUCCUAUUGACGGCUCGACCGGUACCAUUUGCCAGGCUUGUCUGCGAUUAACUUGCGAUAUCUCCAACGGCGUCCAGCGCGAGGCCACUCUCACAUUCUGCCGUGACUGCGACCGUUGGUUGCUGCCUCCUCAGUCAUGGAUCGUCGCUCAGCCCGAAUCUCGCGAGCUCCUUGCCCUCUGCCUGAAGAAGCUGCGAGGCCUCAACAAAGUCCGAGUUAUCGACGCGUCCUUCGUCUGGACCGAACCGCAUUCAAAACGUAUCAAGGUCAAGAUCACGAUUCAGGAUGAGGUGCAAGACGGCGUGCUGCUGCAGCAGGCUUUUGAGGCCAUCUACGUCGUAGCCUACGCGCAGUGCCCCGAGUGCGCCAAGAGUUUCACUGCCCACGUCUGGAGAUCCGUUGUGCAGGUCCGACAGAAGAACUGCCCUCACCAGCGUACCUUUCUCUUCCUCGAGCAGCAGAUCCUCAAGCACGGUGCACACAAGGAAACCCUGAACAUCAAAGAGGCGCCUUCGGGUAUGGACUUCUUCUUCGCGCACAAGAACCAGGCCGACAAGUUUGUCGACUUCCUCAAUGCCGUCGUGCCCGUCAAGGUCAAGAAGUCGCAGGAGCUCAUCUCCCAGGAUGUCCACACCGCCACCAAGUCCUACAAGUUUUCGUCGUCCGUCGAGCUCGUCCCCAUUUGCAGAGAUGACCUUGUCGCGCUGCCGAUAAAGCUGGCCAAGCAGCAGGGCAACAUCACGCCCCUGGUGCUGUGCCACAAAAUCGGUACCUCUGUGUACUUUGUCGAUCCCAGCACGCUUCAGAUCUCUGACGUCAGCUCACCGGUCUACUGGCGCUCGCCCUUCCAGUCGCUGGCUGACACAACGCAAAUGGUUGAGUUCGUUGUCAUGGACAUUGAGAGGACCGGCGUCACCCGCGGAAAGUGGGCUGCCGCCGAGGCAACGGUCGCCCGUGCCUCUGACCUUGGUGUCAAUGACACGACCUACUUCGUGCGCACACAUCUGGGCAACCUGCUGCAGCCUGGAGACUCGGCAAUGGGCUACAUGAUCACUGGCACCAACUUCAACAACCCCGAGUUCGAAGCUAUUGAAUCCUCUAACACGUACAGCUCGAGGAUACCGGACGUCAUGCUCGUCAAGAAGCACUACCCGCGCCGCAAGAAGAACCGCAAGCGCCAGUGGAAGCUCAAGCGCAUGGCCAAGGACGAGGGUGAGCUGCUGCCCAAGCAGGCCGACCAGGACCGCAUGGAUGCCCAGUACGAGCAGUUCCUGCAGGAUGUCGAGGAGGACGAGGAGUACCGUGCCACCAUGGCGCUGUACAAGUCUCAGCAGCCGCAGCGGGUGGAUCCUGAUGCCAUGAGCAUUGCGGAGACGGAGGGCGAGGAUGAGGGCCCGAAGGUCGACAUGACUGAGCUGCUGGAGGACAUGGAUGAGUUGGCUAUCCGCGAAUAG